AUGACCAAUCCAGCAAACGAAUCCAUUCAACUGAGGGCAGUCGCCUCUCAUCCUGAGGAUGAUUCCUUUUCACCACACGAGAUUGAGCAGCCCAUGCUCGCUCAGCCCGAUGGCGGCAAGGCCGCUUGGUUGAUACUGGCAUCGUGCUGUCUCAUUCAAGUUCCAGUCUGGGGAUUCUCGAGUGUGUUCGGUGUUUUCCAAGAGUACUACUCCUUGAACGACGUACUGCAGGGCAGCAAAGGAGACUUGGCGACUGUGGGGACUACAUCAACGGGGUUACUCUAUCUUCUCUCUCCAGUCACCUUCACGCUGCUGACUCGGUACCCACAUCUGCAAAUUUGGUGUGCUCCAACGGGACUAGUCGUCACCGUGAUCGGCUCCUUGCUUUCUUCUUUCUCGGAGAAAGUAUGGCAACUCAUUGCGACCCAAGGCGUGAUAUGUGCUAUCGGCAAUGCGCUGUUAUUCAGUCUUCCUUCUCUCUAUCUAGAUCAAUGGUUCAUCCGGAGGAAAGGCCUCGCUCUUGGAAUCAUGUGGGCUGCGAAGAGUAUUACUGGUGUUGCUCUACCAUUCAUUGCGAGUGCCUGUCUGAACAGAUUUGGCUCAAGUACAACUUUGAGGGCAUGGACCGUAACUACACUCAUCACAACCUUGCUUUCCCUACCGUACAUGAAGCCCCGAAUCCCAGUGUCUGCAUCAUCAUCGGCCCGUCCUCUUGAUCUCAGUUUCCUUGGGCUGGGCACGUUCUGGAUGCUGCAAGCAGGCAACAUCAUGCAGAGCUUCGGAUACUUCCUACCGUCAACAUACCUUCCGACAUACUCGACAGGAACAGUCGGUCUGCCCGAGUUCAUGGGCACGUUGCUUGUGUCCCUUGUCAACGCAACCUCAAUCUUCGGUGGUAUUGCACUGGGAAUGCUUUGCGACCGAUGCAACGUGACAAACGUUCUACUCUUGUCCUCUGUAGGAUCUGCUUUGUCAGUGCUCCUCUUCUGGGGCAUGGCUUCGUCUGCGGAUCCAGGCUCUCACGCUGGUGUGGCAUUUCUUACUGUUUUCGCCAUUUUCUAUGGAUUUUUCGCUGGUGGGUUUAGCUCGACUUGGUCGGGUAUCAUCACACAGAUCGAGAAUGAGUCUUCAUCAUCACUGGAGACUGGACUGGUGUUUGGUCUUUUGGCGGGUGGGAGAGGUAUCGGAAAUGUCAUUAGUGGGCCUUUGAGUACAGUGCUGAUCCGCCAGGGCGCGCUGGGUCAUGAUGGUGCGACAGGAUACGAAACUCAGUAUGGAACUUUGAUUCUGUUUACAGGAAUAACAGCCUUUUUGGGGGCUUGGGGCUGGAUGUGGCGAUACAUGAGUCCUGCGGUACGUUGUCUCCACUGA
Messenger RNA from Penicillium longicatenatum, 1371 nucleotides. RefSeq names its product putative MFS monocarboxylate transporter. Gene Ontology annotation, biological process: transmembrane transport. Bases 1 to 1371 code for a protein of 456 amino acids. The transcript is spliced from 4 exons. Lineage: Eukaryota; Fungi; Ascomycota; Eurotiomycetes; Eurotiales; Aspergillaceae. The record is from RefSeq and is a predicted model, not a curated record. Gene Ontology annotation, molecular function: transmembrane transporter activity. Gene Ontology annotation, cellular component: fungal-type vacuole membrane.